Molecule: messenger RNA, 939 nt
Organism: Poecile atricapillus (Black-capped chickadee)
Lineage: Eukaryota; Metazoa; Chordata; Aves; Passeriformes; Paridae
Product: proline-rich protein 2-like
Exons: 3
Coding region: 1-939 (312 amino acids)
Source: RefSeq, a predicted model, not a curated record
AUGCCGAGGGUGCCGAGAGAAGGGCGGGCUCGGGGGCACCGCUCGGUGCCAGCCCAGCCCUGCCCGCCGCCGGGACCCUGCCCGCGGGCUGUGUUUGCCCAGCGGGUCCGGGGGACACGAACCGGCUGUCCCCGAGCGGGGGUGACGCUGCCGCUGUGUCCCCGCCGCCUCCGCUCGUAUCCUGUUUACCGCCGCCACUCGGGGGGGUCCCCCCGCCCCGGAACAGAGCCACCACCUAAAAACGGCACCUCCUGUGAGCCAGGGGCUGCCCUGGGGCCCAGCUCCCGCUGCGGUCCCCAAAACCGAGCCGUGAAGAAGCCGCAGAGCCCCGCCGGUGCUCAGGGGGGUGCUGGGCAGCCCGACAGGAUGGAGGGGGGGUCCGGACGGUGUGAGACACCCCCCGCACCCCCUCCCCAAAACGCAGCCAGGCCCAGCCCCUCCCGGGGGUCCCCACCGCCCCCAGGAACCGGCAGAUCCCGGCCGGCUCCAGCACAGCCAGGGCUGCCCGACACCCGGGACACCCUCACCUCUCCCCGGGGCCAGGGACCCCAUCACGGGGCCUCAGGCCUCGGUCACAGCGUGGGGACAAGGAAAGUCAGCUCUGAGUGCGUGACCCGCAGCCCCCAGCCCAGCCUGGCGCUGGGAGCAGAGCGGGAGGGGGGCACCCCCCACCCCCCGAGCGGGGCCGGGCCGCACCCCCCCGCACUGCCCAGCCCCACGCCCCCCUUACCUGCCCAGGUGCCGGGGGCUCCGAGGCUCGCCCGCCCCCCCAGCUCCCCCGGGGACCGUGGUGGGUGCGCGGGGCCGCGGUCCCACCCCCGGCCGGGUGCUGUGCCCGGGGUGACUCAAGCGCAGCCCUGCGAGCGCCUCCGCGCCCGGCGGCAGGAAAGCAGGGACUGGAGCCAGCUGCACCCGCCGGACGGGACUCAACUGGGCUGA